AAUAGUGAACUAAAUUAAUAUUGCAAUUGAUGUAAAGUGUACAGUAUAGUAGCAGUUUGUCAAUUUGUCAAACGCGAUUUCUUUUUGACUCUCGCUGGCAUCCGUAGUUCACAGCAACCUAAACAUGGCGGCUACUCUUAGCAGCGCUAAAGGAUCCGAGCUAUCGAAAGCCGAGUAUUUAAAACGUUACUUAUCAAAAGACGAAGCUUCAAGCGCAUCGAAGGGGAAGUUGAAGAAGAAACGACGCAAAGUUGUUGGUAAAGGACUGAAGAUCGUGGACGACGAUGUCGACUGGAAGGAGAUGUUAAAAGAGGAGAAGGAAGCAAAGCAGGCAGAAGAAGAUGAUGAAGAAGCUCCAGUGAUUGCUGAGGUCAUUGAUGACCGUCCAGAGGAGGUGAAACACCUGGAAAUAUUCAAGACUGGCAACAGAUGGAAAGUUAUUGGUGUUGACGAAGAUAAACAUUCAGAGAAUGAGCCUGAUACAGAGCAUCAGAAUUCAUCAGACCUAUCCCCUGCCAAGAGAGCUCGCCACGACUCUCCUGAUAUUUCCCCUCCGAGAAGAAGUCGCCACGACUCUCCUGAUAUUUCCCCUCCGAGAAGAAAUCGCCAUGAUUCACCAGAUCUUUCACCUCAGAGGAAAAAGCGCCAUGACUCUCCGGACAUUUCUCCUCCGAGAAGAAGUCGCCAUGACUCACCGGACAUGUCGCCUCCACGGCGACACAAGGGCAAGUCAGUGAAGGGACACAAUAAAGAUAAAUCACCAGCAAAAAGAAAAUCGAGAAAAGAUUCCGACUCCGAUCAGUCACCACCGAGGAGAAAAACUGCUGGAGCAUCAGACUCUGAUCAGUCUCCUCCGAGGAGAGCAAGACAGGACUCAGAUUCAGACCAGUCUCCACCCAGAAGGCGACCACGUGGUGGAUCUGAUGAGGAUCUGUCACCUCCUCGCAGGCCUGGGCAGUCUCGGGAGAAGAUGCUUUCAGGUGGGAAGGCUGGUCUGGUGUCUAGAGAAGUUUUAAGAAAAGAACAAGAAGAUAAUCGGCGCAGAGAAAAAAAUAAUCGGCAACAAGAAGAUGAAUCACGCUCUUCUCAGACUGUAUUUCGGGACAAGACGGGUAAGAAAAGGGACUUGGCUUCUGAGAGAGAAGAGCUGGAGCGGCAAGCUGGAGAGAAGGCAGUCAAGGAUGAGAAAUACGCCCAGUGGGGGAGAGGACUGGCGCAGGGGCAGAUGCACCAGCAGAAACUGGAAGACGCUCUGCGUGAAGCCCAGAAGCCGCUGGCACGUCACAGCAACGAUGAAGACCUUGAUCGGUUUCUGAGAGAGCAAGAACGGGAGGGAGACCCCAUGGCUGCCAUGCUGCGGAAGAAAAAAGAACGCACAUCCAAGACAUCAGACAAACCUCGCUAUAAAGGGCCGUUGCCACCGAUAAACCGAUUCAACAUAAUGCCAGGAUAUCGCUGGGAUGGUGUUAACAGGUCAAACGGCUUUGAGGAGAAACGGUUCGCACGGAUCGCAGAUAAGAAAGCUAUGCAGGAGGCGGCCUACAAAUGGAGCGUGGAGGAUAUGUGAUUUCUAUAAUUGUGUAGAAUCCAGCUUAUUUUCUAUUGAACUAAUGUAUAUAGUAAAUCACGUGACACUGGUGUUUUCACUGUUUUAUUAAAAGCGUUUUAUUUUC
Molecule: messenger RNA, 1673 nt
Organism: Synchiropus splendidus (mandarinfish)
Lineage: Eukaryota; Metazoa; Chordata; Actinopteri; Syngnathiformes; Callionymidae
Gene: bud13
Product: BUD13 homolog
Exons: 10
Coding region: 125-1567 (480 amino acids)
Biological process (GO): mRNA splicing, via spliceosome
Cellular component (GO): U2-type spliceosomal complex; RES complex
Molecular function (GO): RNA binding
Source: RefSeq, a predicted model, not a curated record